Molecule: messenger RNA, 1854 nt
Organism: Arctia plantaginis
Lineage: Eukaryota; Metazoa; Arthropoda; Insecta; Lepidoptera; Erebidae
Source: the annotation of a GenBank genome assembly
AUGUACGACAGUACAUGCGGCGCUGCCGCAAGCGGCCAAUGUGGGAAGUCGCAGCCCGACGGCGACGGGCCGCCGCCGCGCGAGCCUCCGCCGGCGCCUCUCGAGCGCGACUACAGCGGCUUCGAUAUCGUAAAAGCUACUCAGUACGGUGCCUUUGGCCGCGUCAAGGAGCUCGUCGAAGCAGGAUGGGACGUGAAUCAGCCCGACCACGAAACGGUCACUCUGUUGCAUUGGGCGGCUAUCAACAACCGGCGCGAGAUAAUGCAGUACCUGCUAAGCAAGGGCGCCGCUGUGGACGCAAUCGGGGGCGAACUGCAGUCGACGCCGUUGCACUGGGCAACGCGCCAGGGCCACCUCGAGGCCACAGUGCUGUUGAUGCGCGCGGGCGCAGACCCAUCGAUACGCGACGCAGAGGGCUGCGCCAGCCUGCACCUAGCGGCGCAGUUUGGCCACACUGCCGUCGUCGCGUACCUAGUGGCCCGCGGCGUGAACCCCGACGAGCCUGAUGCGGGUGGCAUGACUCCGCUGAUGUGGGCGAGCUGGAAGGUGUCGGCCGUGGAUCCCGGACGGCUGCUGCUUACGCUGGGCGCUUCGCCGCGACCAGCUGAUCGCGCGCACGGUAACACGGCGCUACACUGGGCUAUUCUGGCCCGCAAUACUACCGCCAUCUCUACGCUCAUUUUAUAUGGUGAUGCGAGCCUGGACGUGCCCAACCUUCGAGGAGCGACGCCAUUGGCGAUGUUGGAAGCCAACUCUGAGUCGUUGUGGGUGGGCGCCAAAGUGUCAGAUAAAAUUAAGGAACAUGCACUGGCUGCGAAUAGAAAGAACUUAUUUAGACGAUUGACAUAUGACAAGAAGUUCCGGUGGUGGUGCGUGGUGGUGAUGCCGUUUGUGGCGUUCUACCUGACGGGACUGGUGCUGGAGAUGGACGCGCUUUACCUGAUCAAGGGGUUUCUACUCGUCUGCUUCUAUGCACUGAUGCACUUUGUGAGCAACUUGCUCUUCGACGAUGACCUCAAGAAUAUAUUGCCGCUGAGUGUAUACCUCGCUACCAAGAUGUGGUUCUACAUAACGUGGGCGGUGUUCGUGGCGAGCGCGGUCAGCGUUUGGGCCACGCUGUUGUUCGUGGUGAGCUCGGGCGCGCUCUGGUACACCUUCAUACGGUCGUGGCGCAGCGACCCCGGGAUCAUCACCGCCUCGCGCCAAGACAAGUUCCGGACAAUCAUCGAGUUAUCGGAGUCGUCUCGAGGCGGGUUCGAACCGUCGCGGUUCUGUUCGGCGUGCCUCGUGCGGCGGCCGCUGCGCUCCAAGCACUGCUCUGUGUGCAACCGCUGCGUGGCCAAGUUCGACCACCACUGUCCCUGGGUCGGCAACUGCAUCGGGGCAAAGAAUCACCAAUAUUUCAUCGGGUUUCUCGUGAGCCUUCUCGUGAUGUGCGGCUGGAUGCUGUGGGGAGGCGUGGAAUACUUCCUGGCGGAAUGUCCGAGCGGAGCCGGCACGCCGCUGGAGACCGUUCAGGACUGGGCGCAGUGUAACGCGUGGCUCGCCUGGGUCAUGCUCAACGCCGUCUUCCACCUCUUCUGGGUGACCGUGCUGACGUGCUGUCAACUGUAUCUGGUGGUGUGCCUCGGCAUGACGACCAACGAGCAGCUGAACCGCGGGCGCUACCGACACUUCCAGUCGCGCGGCGGGCGCUCGCCCUUCUCGCGCGGCCCGCUGCACAACUGCGCCGACUUCUUCGGCCUGCGCCUGUGCGGCCUCCUGGCGCCGCGCGCGCGCGACUGGGCCGCGCCCGCCGACGACGACGACGACGACAGCGAGCCCAUGCUGCGCCAGCGACACCACGUCGUGUGA